AUGAGCAGUAAUGAAGAGCUGAAGGAGCUGGAGGGCGAGUGUGCUAAGGCAGUGGAGGAGAGGGAGAGCCUUCAGAAGGAGUUGGAAGCAGAGAGAGCCAAGGCGGCUGCUGAAAAGGAGAGCCUUCAGAGGGAGUGGGAGGCAGAGAAAGCCAAGGCAACUGCUGAAAAUGAGAGCCUUCAGAAGGAGUUGGAGGAGGAGAGGGCUAAGGCGGCCUCUGAAAAUGCGACCCUGCAGAAUGAUCUGGACGAGGAGAGGGCCAAGGCAGCCUCUAAAAGGGCGGCUUACCCCGAUCUGUAUGUUGCAGCAGUGGACCAGUUCAAGGGGUCUGUUGAAUUUCAGAUGGCAGUGGAUGCCGCGGUCGCCAGUAGCUUGGCGAGGGAGGAGUCUGGGGGGGCGAGUCCGUCGAGGACGACUGCUGGAGGAAAGACUGAGGCAGAAGUGAUUGAGAGCUUCUAG
Camellia sinensis is the source of this 459-nucleotide messenger RNA. The record is from RefSeq and is a predicted model, not a curated record. NCBI's taxonomy places the organism in Eukaryota, Viridiplantae, Streptophyta, Magnoliopsida, Ericales, Theaceae.